Molecule: messenger RNA, 459 nt
Organism: Vicia villosa (hairy vetch)
Lineage: Eukaryota; Viridiplantae; Streptophyta; Magnoliopsida; Fabales; Fabaceae
Exons: 1
Coding region: 1-459 (152 amino acids)
Source: RefSeq, a predicted model, not a curated record
AUGUGGGAGUCAAUCAUCAUCCAUGCGAUUGGUAAGCAACCUUCUACCAAAUCUGCAAAAGGCGAGUACUUGUCACAGUUUCCUGCUUUCUUUCAUUCAUACAUCAAUGACAUUGUUGAUGUUGUACCAGAUGGAAAUUGUGGUUUCCGUUUUAUUUCAUCUGCAUUAGGAUGGGGGGAAGAUGCAUUUUAUGAUGUUCGAAGACAAUUGCAUACUCAAAUUCAGCAACACGCAAAUUUGUUUUCCAAGUUGUUCUAUGACACUGUCUCUGAUGUUAGUACCUCAUUACUCGUAAAGCACUUGGGUGAACAUGGUAAGGAGAAAUGGAUGUCGAUCCCGGAUAUGAGUUACUGUAUUGCUUCUAGAUACAUACAGUGUUGUAUUUGUUUCUCUUUUGAUGUUAAUGAACAUAACUUUUUUUUUCCGCUUCACAUAGCUCCACCCCCAUACACGAGUUGA